GCAAUUCUGCCUCCAACAACAAGAAGCAGGAGCCAGGCAACAUGGCCGACCUGGGCAAGAAGUACUGCGUGAACUGCCUCGCAGAUGUCACCAACCUCCGGCUUCGGUGCACCGACUGCCCCGAUAUCGAGCUGUGUCCGGAGUGCUUCUCGGCGGGGGCAGAAAUCGGUAACCACCGGAGAUGGCACGGCUACCAGCAGGUCGACGGCGGUCGCUUCUCGCUCUGGGGUCCCGAGGCAGAGGGAGGAUGGACCAGCAGGGAAGAGCAGUCGCUACUCGAUGCUAUCGAGCAAUAUGGAUUUGGCAACUGGGAGGACAUGGCAGCUCAUGUUGGACCAUCUCGGACUCCUCAGGAAGUCAUGGAGCACUACGUCACUAUGUACGUCCAUGGAAACCUGGGUAAGGCCUGCAUCCCCGACAAUAUUCCAAACCGGGUAACUGACCACACUUGCCCAAGCGGGGGCCCCUUGUCGCCGAGCCUUACCACUCCUCUUCCUCCGCUGGAGAUUAGCCUGCCGGAGCAGCAGCAGCUGGGCUACAUGCCGCUGCGUGACGACUAUGAGAUAGAGUAUGACCAGGACGCCGAGAAGCUCAUCAGCGGGCUCUCUGUGAACUACGACGACGAGGAUGUGGAAAUUGAAAUGAAACGUGCGCAUGUGGACAUGUAUGUGCGGAAGCUUCGGGAACGCCAGAGACGUAAGAACAUUGCCCGGGACUACAACCUGGUGCCCGUGUUCCUGGGGAAAGACAAGAAAGACAAGGAGAAGGAGAAACCAGGAGCGCCGGGGGUCACGGGCACUGCCGGUGCUACUGGCGGUGUGGGUGCUGGCGGUGGGACAGCGGGAUCGGGCUCCACGGCAGCUGCAGGGUUGAGUUCUGUUCCAAAUACGCCCAAAAGAAAGAUCACCAAGGAAGAGAAGGAUCAGCGGGUCAGGCUGCGCGGGCUCUGUCAGUUCAUGGCCCAUCGGGAGUUUGAAGAUUUCUUUGAGAACAUGCAUAAAGAGCGUGUGCUGAGAGCCAAGGUGCGUGAGCUGCAGCGGUACCGCCGCAAUGGCAUCAUCCGCCUGGAAGAGUCUGCCGAGUACGAAGCAGCGCGCCACAAACGAGAAAAGCGCAAAGAGAACAAAAGCGUGGUCACGUCCAAACGAGGAAGCGGAGGAGGGGGAGGACUCGGAUCGGGGAUUGGACUCGGGGGCACAGCUGGAGUCGGAGGGGGCAUUACCGGAGGUCUGGGAGUAGGCGGCGGGAUCAAAGAAGAAGGUAAGGAUGGCGAGUUUGCCGCCAUUGAGAAUCUGACGGGCUUUGAGCUGUUGUCGGACAGAGAGAAGGUGCUGUGCAACUCUCUCAACCUCAGCCCAGCGCGUUACCUGACUGUCAAAACCAUCAUCAUCAAAGAUCACCUGCAGAAGCGACAAGGAAUCCCCGCCAAGAGCCGACUGCCCAGUUACCUGGACAAAGUCCUCAAGAAGCGCAUUCUCACCUUCCUCACAGAAAGUGGCUGGAUUUCCCGAGACGCCUCUUAGCAUUCUGUCAGAGACAGAUAGUUGCUGACAGUUGGUUUGCUAUAAACUCUGGCGACGUCGCGACAACUACUGGCUUUCACCCUUUUUUUUUCAAAGGUGACAUUGUGAAUAUGUAAAUUACAGAAGAGGAUGCUGGGGGGAAAAAGAAAAUCCUAUUUUCGUACCAAGGCAAGGAGCAAAUAAAGCCUUUAUUUUUCCAUUUGGAAAAGGGCCGGGGUCGGAAUGUGAUAACGUGCAUUCACAGAACAUUUGUGUUCCCGUUGUUGCUUCAUGAUGUUAAUUACACUGCUAUAAGUAUUCGGUAAUUGCAGCGACGACGCUGCAGUGACACAAGAGGUUCAUUCGUUGAGGAGUGUUUUAAAACAUGGCAUUCACCGGAAGUCAAAGGUUUUUUGCAGCUACGAUCAAAACGAUCACUGAUGGGGUUUGUGAAUUUUGUCUGCAUUUGGUAAUUUUUCAUCAGAAGUGGCCGUUUGUUUGAAUUUUCGUACAUUUUUUUAAAGGUGUAGUUCAGGUUUUUUGAAGAGCGGUCGUAUGAGUCAUUGACGGUCAGCACUGCCAUCACUCAGUAUGUUUACAUGCACAGUUGAGUCAAGCUAAGGCCGUAGUCCGACUAAGACAGGCGAGCGGACAACUCGCCAAGUCCGAGUAUACAUGCGGAGGAGAUUUAUUGGCCUUUGUACAUCUGACUCCGCCUCCGUAGGUAGUGCUGUAUCUCUCUAUAAGCUAGUGCGUAUCGAAUCAGUUUCCUGUUUGACCUUUUACGUCACAGAAAAACAAACGGCAAACGGUGAAAUGGAGAUGGGUCAUGCUGUGGUUCUAUAUGUUCGCACCUGCUGUACAUGUUAAUCAGUCCAAAAGUGGCUCGUCUACGUAGCUUUUGCUCUUGCCGAUGCCAUCAUGUUUAUUCUUUUCCGGUAACAGAACUGCAGUUUAUAUGUCGUCUUCUUCUACUUCCGGGUCAAAGACCAGGGUAAUUGGACUAUUGUCCAGGUAUGUUAGUCUGAAUAAGACUAGCUCGGUCUUAGUCAGACUUAACGUGUUUACAUGACAUUAAGAAAACUUAAUUAUUGUCUUAGUCCGACUAAAAAUCGGACUAUUAACAUGCACGUAAACGCACUGACUGAUAACCAGCCUGGGACAAAAAAAACAACCUAAUUUCCUCCUGGGAAUUCAUCAAGAUUUUCUGAUUUCUGAGGCUUGCUCUCACUAAAAACAUGGCUGCCAGCGGCGGACACAAAGGAAAACAGCUUAAGCUUAAAAGCCUAAUAUAGACUCUGUUUAGUAUAUGGUUGCAUUCGUCUGCCUUUUAUGGCUGGAAACUGAUGUUUGUAAAGUGCUCACUCCCCUGCACCAAAGUACCGUACAAAAAAUAGGUGUUUUUUUAGAUUGCAAAAGCUCAGAAGCUGCUGGUCUUCUGCUGCCUUGUUUGUUAAGUUUGUGUCUCUUACGUAAAUUGGAAACAAGCAUUUUAAAAGUUGGAAAAGGGUCACCUUUGCACUCAUUGAUCAAGGUGCCAGUGGAAUCAAUUGCCCCUGUGUGUGGCGUCAUGUUAAAUCUUCUGUAUGGAAUUUGGAGUGCGGAGAGAGCGGUUUCUAACGCAUCCGUCUGUGUUUUAGGUCAGUGCUGUGUUAGUUCCUCAUACAACCACGCUUUUAAAAACAUUAAAUUAAAUUAAAUUAAAGUUAUUUCUCUCUUAAAUAACUUAAAUAAAUAAACUCAGUUCUCCCACCCGUCAUCCUGGUCACAGGGAAAGGAAAAAGAAAGAGCAGCUUUCGUGUGACUGAGCACUUUCUGCUGCCUGAUUUUCAUCAGAGCUCAACAACAUCAACAUCAGCAUUGUUUUAGUCGGACUGAUAAGUUAGCUUAGCUUAUUAUAGGUUAAACAGGUGUCAGUAUGGGAGUAUGUGGGUCAAACUUUGGCCAAUAAGUAAGAAAAAGAUGCCAAAGAUACUGUUAGAUACUGGAGGUGAUGCAGAAACUGUGUUGUCGUUACACAGUCUGUCCAAUAGGGAGUGCUUACGAGUUUAUUUUCAAAUUUUAAACUUUCAUAAGGACAUUCUGUACCCAGAUGAAAAAUGUGAAUCCAUUUUUUUUUUUUAUUAUGGCUUCACUGUAAACCUAAGAGCUAUGCUAGUUCAUUUAAAAAAAGAAAAGAAAAUAUCUCUAGGUAUUAUUUAUUAGGACUGUCGCGGUCAAAAAACGUGGUUCAUUUACCGUUUCAUAAUUCUACUGCUGUGGUUCGAUCAGAUUGAAAGUGCACAAUAAACCGAAAUAACAUCAACUCAAGUAGAAAACUGACUUUUUUGUUUUCCUUAAUUGAGAAAAUACACAAGUGGGGGUCUUUUUUUAAAGCUUCCCUAUCCACAUAGUGGGGCACUGCGGUAGUUUAGUGGUGGAGAUGUUUCAGCCUAGGGAGCCACGCUCAUGCGUGUGAAUGUGUGAGUCAAAUGGGUGAAUAGCAAAACUAUUGUGUAAAGCAGCUUUGAGUUGAAGCGCUAUAAUAAAUACGGAUCUUUUUGUCCUCCAAACCUUUAUGUGCUUGUGGAUUUGGCUUCUUUAACAUCUCGCCCAGAUGUUUUCACGAAAGCACAAUUCUGAUAUUUUCACUGACUUAUGAAUCUUUUAUUCUAUUCGACCUUUGUGAACACCUGUCAUGCUCCUCUACAACGUUUCCACCUGAGUUCAGGUUCUUUGAGGCCAGAUUUAUGAGGUAUAAUGGGAACGCACAGUCAAACAAGGCAGCAGUGGUGUGUUCCUGCAAGCUGAUGGAGUUUGGUGCAGCAGAGUGGACACUUCACAAACUUCUGUUUUCCAGCCAGAAAAGCCUGUCAAACAGUGAGAGGAAGUAACAAAUAUAUUCUUAAGAUGAUAAAGACUUAAGCAGGUUUUUUUCCCCGCUGCUGUUGGCCAUUUUAAAAGUUAAAAAAAAAGUAGGUGCUCAUUUUCAGCCUGUAAACCAAACGGCACUGACCUUCAGCUGAAGCUGUUUAAUGGUUUCUCAAUUAUUUCUCUUUCAGUAAGUUAAGAAAAAGGGUCGUGUCGUUCUGCAUGUGCUACCAAACGUUCCUAAUUUUGGUGUAAAUGUCGCAAAGAGAAUUGUUUUGUAAAGUCGGGGUGGGUGUGGUUCCUUAAUGUCACCAAAUGUAAAUAAUUUUGUAAGAUAAGUUGGAAAAAAAAGAAGAAGAUAUAAUUACCGACCUGUGAAAUGUACAGUAUUUUGUGACAUUUUUAUAUAUUUUUUUGAAGAAUCAUCUUGUGAAGCGUUGGGUGUAGUGGUGGCAUGUUUCUGAGCUGUCUUUGAUCUCGUGGGCAGUGCGAUGCUGUUCACGCUGUUUUGCUGUCCUGUUACUUUGUCAUUGCACAUGAUGAGGUUUGUAUGGAGAUUUAUUAAAAGUGCAAAUACUUUAUAA
Messenger RNA from Solea solea (common sole), 4936 nucleotides. It is a transcript of the gene tada2b, whose product is annotated as transcriptional adaptor 2B. NCBI's taxonomy places the organism in Eukaryota, Metazoa, Chordata, Actinopteri, Pleuronectiformes, Soleidae. Gene Ontology annotation, cellular component: nucleus; SAGA-type complex. Gene Ontology annotation, biological process: regulation of transcription by RNA polymerase II; chromatin remodeling. Gene Ontology annotation, molecular function: zinc ion binding; transcription coactivator activity; chromatin binding. The record is from RefSeq and is a predicted model, not a curated record. The transcript is spliced from 2 exons. Bases 42 to 1523 code for a protein of 493 amino acids.